CUCAGCCCCGAACGCCGGAUUAGUAUUUUAAUUUGGAAGAUACGUACUUCACUAUCUUCCUCGUCGUUUGUUCGGUUCUUUCUACUCGUCGAGGAGAAGGCGACGGCGACCAAACAGUCCCAGGGAACGUGACUCCUCUCCCCAUCUCGAUCCAUCUCUACUGGCUUCGUCCACGCCAAAAACAAUGGAAGAGUAAUCACACAACUAGAACCCUGAAACAAAAAGAGAGAGAAAGAGAGAGUGAGGGAGCUUGAAUGCGGCUACAAUGAAAACGGCUUCCACCUUCUUCUUCCUCCUCCUCCUGCUCUUCUUUUCUUCUCCAUCAUCUCCAAGCCCGACUCCCCUUCUCAACGACCAAGUUCUUGGCCUCAUCGUCUUCAAAGCCGGUCUCCACGAUCCAACCUCCGCCCUCUCCUCCUGGUCCGCCGACGAUGCUUCCCCCUGUUCCUGGGCUCACAUUACCUGCUCCUACUCUGCCACCGUCUCCUCCCUCUCCCUUUCCUUUCUUUCCCUGUCCUCCUCCUCCUCCUCCUCCUCCCUCCCUCCAGGCCUCGAUCUCCUCCAUUCCCUCCGCUCUCUUUCCCUCUCUUCCAACUCCUUGUCCGGCCCCUUCCCUUCCUCCCUCCCUUGCUCCUCCCUACGAUUCCUGUCACUCUCCUCCAACCUCCUCUCCGGCCCUAUCCAUUCCUCCCUAUCGCGCUGUUCCUUUCUUCUCCACCUCAACCUCUCCUCCAACCACCUGUCCGGCGACUUCUCCUUCAUUUUCUCCUCCCUCACCCGCCUUCGCGUGCUAGACCUAUCGUUUAAUUCUCUAUCCGGUCCUCUCCCUGAUUCCAUCGCUUAUAUCCACAACCUCAAGCUUCUCAACCUCUCCGGCAACCAGUUGUCCGGCCGCCUCCCUUUAUCUCUCACUCUCCUUCCACAUCUGAUUUCCCUCGACCUCGCACGCAACCAAUUCUCCGACGAGUUUCCGAAAUGGAUUUCCUUUUUAACCGCCCUCCGCCGUGUCGACCUUUCCGGUAAUAGCCUCGCUGGAACCAUUCCCACCAAUCUAUCAGCUUUGCAAAACCUCAGCUUUUUGGACCUGUCUUUUAACUCCCUUACCGGUAGUAUCCCUGCUUCAUUAGCGGACUGCUUGAAUCUUACGGAGCUACGCCUCGGCGGCAAUGCGCUUAGUGGAAACAUUCCGCCGGCGAUAUUUGGUAUGGCGCUAAAGGUUCUCGACCUCGCCGGGAACGAACUAGAUGGAACAAUCCCUCCUGGAUCGGCAAAGCAGGGGAAUGUGCUGCAAUUGCUGAACCUUUCUGGAAACCGCCUCGUCGGAGAAUUUCCACUGGAGUUGGCGAUGUUCAUCCAUCUACAGUAUCUGAACCUCUCAUAUAAUGAGCUGCAUUCUAACCUGCCCCCGGCGAUUGGUGAGUUGAGGAAUCUCUCGGUGCUCGAUCUACGCAGCUCUGGUUUCUAUGGCAUGAUUCAUGGUAAUAUCUGCAACUCUGGAAGUAUAACAAUUCUUCAACUGGAUGGCAAUUCCUUCUCCGGCCAAAUCCCAGUGGACAUUGGAAACUGCUCCAAUCUCCAUUUGCUGAGUUUAUCCCACAAUAAAUUGACCGGAUCAAUCCCGGCGACAAUGGCAGAGCUAACGAAGCUCGAGAUUUUGAAGCUGGAGUUCAAUUCGUUGAGUGGAGAAAUCCCACAACAGCUUGGCUCUCUCCCCAAUCUUGUCGCCUUAAACAUUUCCAACAACCGUCUCAUCGGCCGGCUUCCCGCCGCCGGCGUCUUCCCUAGCCUGGACCAGAGCGCCCUGCGCGGCAAUCUUGGCCUCUGCUCCCCUCUCGUUUCCGAGCCUUGCGAAAUGGAUGACAUUCCCAAGCCAUUGGUCCUCGACCCCAACACCAUCAACAAAGGGAAAGGAAACAAGCGAGGCCACCAAGCGCAGGCCGACAGCGAGGCUGAAUCCCGCCACCGCCGCAUCCUUAGCCUCUCCGCCAUCAUCGCUAUCGUCGCCGCCUUCAUCAUCCUGGUCGGCGUCCUCGUCGUCACCCUCCUCAACAUCUCCGCCCGUAAACGGCUGGAGAACGCCUUGGAGAGCAUUUGCUCUACCUCUUCCCGCUCCGGCAACGCCGCCGCCAUUGGCAAAAUCGUAAAUUUCGGUCCAAAAAGCUCCGACCUAUCCAACUUUAACACCGACUCCCUCCUAACCAAAGCCACCGAGAUUGGCCGGGGAGGCUUCGGCGUCGUCUACCGCGCCGCCGGGCCAGUCGCCAUUCGCACGUUCUUCCCCAACUGCGCAUUACAGAACCACGACGACUUCGACCGCGAGGUUCGCGCUCUUGCCAAGGCGAGCCACCCCAACCUCCUCGCCAUCAAGGGUUAUUACUUCACCCCACAUAUUCAACUCCUCAUCACCGACUUCGUCGCCGGUGGUAGCCUCCACUCCCGCAUCCACGGGGGCGGCUUGCCUCUCUCUUGGCCUGAGCGUUUCCACAUCGCGCUCGGUAUAGCCCGAGGCUUAGCCCAUCUCCACCGCGCCUUCCGUCCGCCCGUAAUCCACUACAACGUGAAGCCGAGCAAUAUCCUCCUCGACGCCGGCGGCGAAGCAAAGGUGGCUGAUUUUGGACUGAUCCGGCUACUUCGGCCUCGACCUGACCGACAGGGGGCUGGGCGGAGCGCGUUGGGGUACGCGGCGCCGGAGCUGUCGUGCGGGAGCUUGAGGGUAAGUGAGAAAUGUGAUGUGUAUGGAUUCGGGGUAAUGCUAUUAGAGCUUGUAACGGGAAGGAAGGCUGUAGAAGUUCGAGAGGAUGAAAUGGUCAUGUUAGUAGAUGAAGUGAUGGCGGUGCUUGAAAGAGGAGAGGCCGAGGAGUGUGUGGAUAGGAAGAUGGGAGGCUUUGUGGAGGAGGAGGCGGUGCCAUUGUUGAAGCUGGGAUUGGUUUGUGCUUCGCAGACUCCCUCCAGUAGGCCAACUAUGGCGGAGGUGGUACAGAUUCUGGAGGUGAUUAAGGCGCCAGUGAUUGAGAGGAUGGCUGCAUUUAGCUGAUGGUGGUGAAUACUGUUCAAUGAUGAUGAUGAUGAUGCAGUGAUUGUUGUUGUUAACCUGUUGGUUUGAUAUUUGUUAUUUGAAUUGAAUCAAGGUGAAUGAUUCAGUUGUUGUUGUUUUGAUUUUGUGGCCUGAUGAAUAUAAAUGUUCAUGUUUUGAUAU
Messenger RNA from Dendrobium catenatum, 3196 nucleotides. Its product is annotated as probably inactive leucine-rich repeat receptor-like protein kinase At3g28040. Gene Ontology annotation, molecular function: ATP binding; protein kinase activity; receptor serine/threonine kinase binding. NCBI's taxonomy places the organism in Eukaryota, Viridiplantae, Streptophyta, Magnoliopsida, Asparagales, Orchidaceae. Gene Ontology annotation, biological process: protein phosphorylation. The record is from RefSeq and is a predicted model, not a curated record. The transcript has 2 exons. Bases 266 to 3034 code for a protein of 922 amino acids.